ACCACACCACAGCUAAAUAUUCAGAAACCCCACCAAUUUCAAAGCAUGGCCAAGUUCACAAUCCUAGCAGCUGCCCUUGUAGCCUUCCUAGCCAUUGCCGAGGCCACCCGGACCACCAUCACCACCACCGUGGUGGAGGAGGACAACCCCGGGCAACAGCAGCGCUGCCGCGAGCAGAUCCAGAGGCAGCAAAACCUCCGCGACUGCCAGAUGUUCCUGCAGCAGCAAGCGAGAGGAGGAGGAGGAGGGUCCGACGUCGCGAUGAUCACCGCCGACGUCCCGAACCCUCGCCAGCAGCAGCAGCUCCGCCGGUGCUGCCAGCAGAUGGAGAACCUCAACGAGCAGUGCCGGUGCGAGGGCGUGAGGGAGGCCGUGAGGCAGCAGAGGGAGCAGGGGGAGAUGCAGGGGGAGGAGAUGAGGGAGAUGAUGCAAGAGGCCGAGAACCUGCCCUCCAGGUGCAACCUCAGCCCGCGGCGAUGCCAAAUCCGAGCCUCCUUGUACUAAAUGAUACUAUAUCAUGAGGCCACAAAAUCUACUACUGGGUAGACUUUGCUCUAUGUGCAUGAUAAUAAAGCUCACAUCUCUUCCUAGUCUUUUUAGCUGGAGAUCAUAGGAGGGGUAAAAGGUGACUAUUGUAAUAAGCACAUUAUCGUGUGUGUAUUUUGUGUUUUCAACUUCGAGGCCUUGUACUAAGAAUGAGUGUUCGUUAUAUGUAGAAAAUAUGAUAUCCUUUUCAGAAA
Molecule: messenger RNA, 740 nt
Organism: Rhododendron vialii
Lineage: Eukaryota; Viridiplantae; Streptophyta; Magnoliopsida; Ericales; Ericaceae
Product: 2S seed storage albumin protein-like
Exons: 1
Coding region: 46-504 (152 amino acids)
Molecular function (GO): nutrient reservoir activity
Source: RefSeq, a predicted model, not a curated record